Populus euphratica (Euphrates poplar) is the source of this 1541-nucleotide messenger RNA. RefSeq lists its product as uncharacterized. The transcript is spliced from 2 exons. The record is from RefSeq and is a predicted model, not a curated record. Bases 856 to 1287 code for a protein of 143 amino acids. NCBI's taxonomy places the organism in Eukaryota, Viridiplantae, Streptophyta, Magnoliopsida, Malpighiales, Salicaceae.
GUUUCUAAUUCUCGCUUUCAUCUUAUUUCACUCCUUAAACUCUUUAUCUUUCUCUUAUAAUUUAUAUUAUCAUCAUAAAAAUUAAAUUAAAUACGUAAAAAUGGGGCAUGGAAAACACAAUUGAAGGAAAACAACUAGAAAUAAACUCAAUGUGUUAGUAGGAAAAUUCCAUGUGUCUCUUAUUAAUUGAAAGUAAGAACAACAUUAUCAAAAACAAGAAGAAUCAACUACAUUUAAAAAAAAAAAAAAAAAAAAAAACAAAAGAACCAAAGCACUGAUACAGUGUACUAAACAAGAGUACUCAUCGUGUAACUUCGUUGUUGAUUUCUUUCAUAGGAAAGCGAGGAAAAUGCAACCCUAACAGCCUGCAAAAGGCCACAAAAACAGAUUCACGUAAAGCAGCAAUCAUAGCGAAGCACGCUACCGCUGCUUAUAAAAAAUUUGACAAAAAACAAUGAAAACUCUCCUGUCUUUCGAAGAAUAAACCCUACUCCUUAUUCCUCUGCUUAUAUUCUCUUCUAAAGGAAACCUCAAUGUACUCCACUCUUGUCUUCUUCAUCUUUUAUCAAUUCCUUCUUGAAUGGUUGAAAUAAAAUCUAUAACUAUUUUGAUGCUCUUUCUCUCUACUCUUUCUUCUCAAAGAGCUUUCGCAUGCUCUUUUCACGCGCUUAUUUGCCAGUUUGGCUCCAGCAAACUAGCCUGGUACACCAUCAUUGCCUUGGCCUUGGCCUCGAUCUCCGAAGAAAACCACACAAGAUUAAAUUGCUUUAUUUUUUUCUUUUAAUUUAAUACCCUUAGCUUCUUUUUUCCUAACCAUCUUGUUUUUUUAAAAAAAACCUAAAGAAAGGCUGAAAAAUGGAAAAAUCGAAGAGAAAUGUGAGCGAGAAAAUGUUGUUACAAAAGCAGAACAAGAAUAAGAAAGGUGAUGAUAAAAAGAACAGGUUCUUGAUAAGUAUCAGUUUUCUUGGUAGUGCAGGACCUAUAAGGGUUGUGGUUAAUGGCGAUGAUCUUGUUUCUGGGAUCAUUAGCACUGCUCUAAAGAUUUAUGCUCGUGAAGGCCGGCUACCAGUUCUUGGCUUUGAUGUCAGUAACUUCCUUCUGUACUGUGUAAAUGCAGCUUCAGAUGCGUUGAAUCCAUGGGAACCAAUAGGUUCUCACGAGGGAAGGAGUUUUGUGCUGUGCAAGAAACAGCUGCAGCAAGAAACAACAGAGGUGAGGGCCGGGAUCACGGCCAAAAAACCAUCUGGCUGGAAGGCAUGGAUGGCUCAACAAGUCCUUAAAUUCUAAAAUAUUGUCUCCUAAACUAAAUUAAUUCAUUUUCAAUAUUGCAAUUAAUAACAAGUACGAACCAAGCAUCUUGUAAGUUUAUAAUAAAUGCCUGUGCUCAUUAUGAUUUGUGGCCAGGUGUGAGUUCUCCUGCCAUACCCUAAUUAAUUUAUACUUUGAUGCUUCUCUAGGGCAUAUACUACAGACAAUUCUGCCACAAUAUUGAAAGCUUUUGUCCUCUUUAUUCAAUUCAAAUAAUGUCUAUCUUAAUAGUU